This is a messenger RNA of Oncorhynchus tshawytscha (Chinook salmon), 1622 nucleotides long. RefSeq names its product coiled-coil domain containing 127a (gene ccdc127a). The coding region runs from base 338 to 1177 and encodes 279 amino acids. NCBI's taxonomy places the organism in Eukaryota, Metazoa, Chordata, Actinopteri, Salmoniformes, Salmonidae. The record is from RefSeq and is a predicted model, not a curated record. The transcript has 4 exons.
GUUCUAAAUCCAUUUCAGCACACAUUAGAUAAAAUAAAUGAAUUAAUAUAUACAUACACACAUAUACACACAUAUAUUGUAAUGACAUAGAGACUAUAUCUUCGACUGUAACACCCUCGUACAACACAAGUGGUCUCUUUGUAAUUGUCUUGCGUAAAAACGUAUAAUCGCUCUUUCCCAUCCGCACAGGGACAAAUGUAUAGCUAAUUGACCUAGACACAUUUUGUCAAGGUGAGCGUCUGCUCAAUUUAAAAAACAAUAAUCUACUGUACUUCUUUGCAAUGUGUUAUUUGGGACUGAAAUAGCCGUGCACUAAUGCAAUAACUCAGGCACCUCCAUGAACAACUUGAAUGACCCCCCUAGAUGGAACAUGGGGCCAGACCCACGAGAAGGUGCUGCUGCUGACGGGAACAAAUGGAAUUAUGCCCUCCUCGUGCCAAUGCUGGGGCUGGCUGCCUUUCGCUGGAUCUGGACCAGAGAGUCUCAGACAGAGAUCAUAAAGGUCAAGGCCCGGUACGACCAGGACAUGUCUGCCGUGACCUCCAACCUUGAGAUGAAGUACAGAGACACCCUGACGGAGAACCGGCGGGCAGCGGCCAUCUUAGAGCUGGAGCUGGAGAAGGAGAGGCAGAGGGUCCAGGGGUACCGCCAGGCCCUCAUCUCACAGAGCCAGCAGGUCAUGGAGGAACGCAAACAGCUACAGGUGGAACGAGAGGCUCUGGAGCAAAAGAAGAUUAAGCUUUUAGAAUCCGGCGCCGCUGGGGCCGUCCUCCAACACGCUCUGGCCAGAGAGAGCGACUGGCACCAGAGGGCCUCAGCCAUGCUGAAGGAUCUGGAGGAGGACCUUGUGGAGAGACAGGGGGCCUACUGCAACCUGCUCCUCCCCAGGGAACAUAGGCUGGAGAUGGAGAAGAACCUGCUCCUCAAGGUGGUGAGGGAACCGUUGGGAACGGAUACAGAUCUGGAGGGAGACCUGAAGGAUAUCUUUAAGAACGACCGCUACUGUGCCAAAGGCAACAAUCGCCUCCUCAACGUGAAGAAAAUGGACAAGAGGAAGAAUGGUAGCUUGAUGUGGCUCUACCUCAGAUAUUGGCAGCUGCAGGUUACCAUGGAGACGCAUAAACGGGCAGAGGACUCAAUACUGGGGGUUACACCAGAUAAGAACGACCUCAAGUGACCUUGAUAGAGUUGACCUUGAUAGAGUUGACCUUGAUAGGGUUGACCUUGAUAGGGUUGACCUUGAGUAUAUAGUAACAGUCUUCUUGACUGCACAAAUGUUUUCUUUUUUCACUAAAUGGUGAAUUAGUUUGUAUAUUUCAUUUCCUCUACAUCAUUUUAUGACUCCUGACAAAUGUAAACACUUCCUUUGUUACUAGUGAAACACAGUAAAUGCCAAUGGAAUUGUCAUUGAAUGUCAGGGAUAUUUUCACAACUAUAGUUUUGUCUUUGCACUCCAAACCCAAUGUUGGAUGAUAUGAUACAGUAUCAGGAAUUCUAGAGGAAUAUUUCCUUUUGAUAAAAUCAUGUAUAUCCACAUUGGACAUCACAGCUGUUUGGUCAGUCAUGUAGAAAAGAAUAGUGAUAUACUUUAUUUUGACAGAAUAUACAAAGUUAUAACAGAC